UUUGAUUUAAAAUAACCUUAAAAAUUGCAAAUAUUGCAUUCAAUGAUUUUUCCCCAAAUAAAUUGGCACCAAAACUAGAAAUAUGUUAAAAAUCAGUAACCAGGUUCAAAGAAUAUGUUGUCGACCACAUUUAAAAGAAAUAUUUUCAAAGCCAAUGCGAAUAAGUGAUGAAACCAUUUGUAAACAUGUAACAAAUUAUAUGCAACGACGAACCAAAAAAAGUAGUUCCAAAAUUUCAUCUCUAUUUGUACCUGUGGCGGUAAAACCCAAUCCAGAUGAUAUAAAUGUAGGAGCUGAAUUAACAGGUUCAUUCAAUAAAGCUGAAUUAUUGAAACUGCUAAAUAAAUUCUACCAGAAAACAGAAAUAAAACAAUUACUAACUGAAAAUGGACUUGAUAAUUAUUUACAACAUCAAUGUUAUGUGAGUUUCCGAAGAUUUUGUUUAGAAGCAGAAAAUUUACCUGUUGAUAUGCAUAUAGUAGUUAGUGAUAUUUUACAAGGAGCUGGAAAUGUAACUGAUAUAUUUCCAUACUUCAUUAGGCAUGCCAAGCAAAUGUUUCCUCAUUUAGAUUGUAUGGAUGACCUGAAAAAAAUUUCUGAUCUGAGAACACCAACUAAUUGGUAUCCUGAGGCUAGAGCUAUCAAUAGAAAAAUUAUAUUUCAUGCAGGUCCUACAAAUUCUGGUAAAACAUUCCAUGCACUAGAAAGAUUUUAUUCUGCCAAGUCUGGAGUGUAUUGUGGACCCCUUAAGUUAUUAGCUGUAGAAGUCAACAAUAAAGCAAAUGAGCGUGGCACUCCUUGUGAUUUAAUAACAGGAGAAGAAAGGAGUUAUGCUGAUCCUUCUGGAGCUCCAUCUUCCCAUGUGUCAUGUACAGUGGAGAUGACUUCUGUUAAUACCCCUUAUGAAGUCGCUGUGAUUGAUGAGAUACAAAUGUUAAAAGAUCCAGGGAGAGGGUGGGCAUGGACAAGAGCUUUAUUGGGAAUAAUAGCAGAAGAAAUACAUAUUUGUGGAGAGGCUGGAACAGUAGAUCUAUUAAGACAAUUAUGUUUGACGACUGGUGAAGAUCUAGAAGUAAGGAAUUAUAAAAGAUUGACACAAUUACAAAUCGAAGACCAAGCAUUAGGGUCAUUGGAUAAUGUACAACCUGGAGAUUGUAUAGUAUGUUUCAGUAAAAAUGACAUUUAUACAGUUUCAAGAGGUAUUGAAGCAACAGGAAAGGAGGUUGCUGUUAUAUAUGGGGGUCUUCCACCUAAUACCAAGCUUGCUCAAGCUUCUAAAUUUAAUGAUCCUGAAAAUGCUUGUAAAAUCAUGGUGGCAACCGAUGCUAUUGGAAUGGGGCUGAAUUUGAGUAUUCGAAGAAUCAUAUUCUAUUCUUUGAUAAAACCAACAAUGAACGAGAAGGGAGAGAAAGAAAUGGAUACAUUGUCAGUGUCUUCUGCACUUCAAAUUGCAGGCAGAGCGGGACGUUAUGGAACUCAAUGGGAAGAGGGGAGAGUAACAACAUUCAAGACUGAAGAUUUGAAAACUUUGAAAACAUUAUUGGCAUCUCAACCAGAACCUAUUGUUCAAGCUGGUUUACAUCCUACAGCAGAUCAAAUCGAACUGUAUGCUUACCACUUACCAAAUUCUACAUUGAGCAACCUCAUGGAUAUAUUUGUCAGUUUAUCAACGGUAGAUGACUCUUUAUAUUUCAUGUGCAAUGUGGAAGACUUCAAAUUUUUAGCAGAUAUGAUUCAGCAUGUCCCAUUGCCUCUCAGGGCUCGAUAUGUUUUCUGUUGUGCUCCAAUAAAUAAAAAGAUGCCUUUUGUGUGUACCAUGUUCCUGAAGUUCGCUAGGCAGUAUAGUAGAAAUGAACGAAUAACAUUUGACUGGUUAUGCAGGAAUAUAGGAUGGCCUUUACGAACACCAAAAACAAUUAUGGAUUUAGUUCAUCUUGAAGCUGUUUUCGAUGUUCUCGACUUAUACUUAUGGUUGAGUUACCGCUUUAUGGAUCUUUUUGUUGAGGCUAGUCUUAUAAGAGAAAUGCAAAAAGAACUUGAUGCCAUCAUUCAACAGGGAGUGAAACAGAUCACAAGACUAUUGAAAAAUUCGGAGAAUUACAUCAGUUCUGGUACUUCCUCUGCUGCUUCUGCUGAUGAUGAUUUUUCUUUGAAUAGGCAAAAACAAAGUUACUUGAGAGAAGAUAAACCUUUAGGAGGAAGACGUUUAACUGAGAGAUUGUUAGCACAGGGAAUUUUAACACCAACGAUGCUACAAGAAUUGAAAAAAGAAUGGAAUAAUUCAUCUAAUGAAGCAACACUUCAAUCUGAAAAUGAAAAUAGCCAAAUAGAAGAGGUCAAUCCUAAAUGUGAAACCAAAAAAACAAGAAAAAAGAAGACAACAAAAUGAUAUAAACUACAUUUAUAUAGCCAAUGAAAAUAUAUUAUUUUUUAUUUUUAA
Molecule: messenger RNA, 2440 nt
Organism: Harmonia axyridis
Lineage: Eukaryota; Metazoa; Arthropoda; Insecta; Coleoptera; Coccinellidae
Product: ATP-dependent RNA helicase SUV3 homolog, mitochondrial
Exons: 11
Coding region: 83-2389 (768 amino acids)
Biological process (GO): RNA catabolic process; mitochondrial RNA 3'-end processing
Cellular component (GO): mitochondrial degradosome
Molecular function (GO): ATP binding; hydrolase activity, acting on acid anhydrides; RNA helicase activity
Source: RefSeq, a predicted model, not a curated record